AUGUCGGCCAAGCCUCAGACCACAACGAGCAACCCACCGGUAAUCGACAUGGAGACGGCCUUCAUCAACUCCUCGAAGGACCGUGAGGGUACGUUACCUCCGAACACCAAGCCAUUCCUCUCCGCCAACUACGGGUUUCAUGUCGAUAGAACUGACUCACACACUUGCCGUGGGAUCGUUCAUGCUGCCGAGAAAGGUGUUCUUGUCAGAGGGCUAUACAAGUCCUCCACACCCUCUGACUAA
This is a messenger RNA of Opisthorchis viverrini, 243 nucleotides long. RefSeq lists its product as hypothetical. The transcript has a single exon. NCBI's taxonomy places the organism in Eukaryota, Metazoa, Platyhelminthes, Trematoda, Opisthorchiida, Opisthorchiidae. The record is from RefSeq and is a predicted model, not a curated record. Bases 1 to 243 code for a protein of 80 amino acids. Gene Ontology annotation, cellular component: nucleosome. Gene Ontology annotation, molecular function: DNA binding. Gene Ontology annotation, biological process: nucleosome assembly.